AUGACAUCAUUUCCAACUUCCCUUUUCCCGCUGAUUGGCAACUAUCAUCCACUUCAAUAUUUGGCCGGGUCUCUGUUAAUCUUCCUCUUUUGGAGUAAUUCUUCUAACCGUGCGUCUCAUGGAAGCGCGCUUAUGCGGUUCGCGGUUUUUGCUUCCGCAUGCGGGUUUCUCUUAAUUAACCUCUCGGUGAUUCCCAACUUGCUUGGCCAUUUUUUUCCUCUUUGGAGUUUCCCCGCGUAUUGGCUUUCAAAAGCUUGUUUAGCCAGGCACUCGCCCAAGUCCGUCUUCCCUUUUCGUUUCUGCUCUUUUCUCUCCAUUCAGAUCCUCUCCAGCCACAAGCAAGGUACCUGUUCCGUCUGCAGUACGGUAGUGCACAGCCCAGACUUAUCCACCAUUUUCAAAUCCAUCAAGCUCAGCCAAACGCGUUCCUUUCUUCCUCAUGUCUCGCCAAUCCUCUACAGACAACCUGAGUCGUCGGAUCUCAUCCAAUAA
Messenger RNA from Clavispora lusitaniae ATCC 42720, 492 nucleotides. Lineage: Eukaryota; Fungi; Ascomycota; Pichiomycetes; Serinales; Metschnikowiaceae. The record is from RefSeq and is a predicted model, not a curated record.